AUGCAGAGCCCUGACAGGAAGUGGCUGAUCCUCUUCCUCUCUCCUCAGAGCCCUGACAGGAAGUGGUUGAUCUUCGACGGCCCGGUAGACGCUGUGUGGAUCGAGAACAUGAACACGGUUCUGGACGACAAUAAGAAGCUGUGUCUGAUGAGUGGAGAGAUCAUCCAGAUGUCUCCACAGAUGAGUUUGAUCUUUGAGCCCAUGGACCUGGAGGUGGCCUCUCCAGCAACGGUGUCCCGCUGUGGGAUGAUCUACAUGGAGCCUCAGCAGCUCGGCUGGAGGCCCCUCAUGUUGUCGUGGCUCAACACACUGCCCCCUGCUGUCAGCUCCGAGCAUAAAACUCUGAUCACUGAACUGUUCGACCGCAUCGUCCCCACGUGUCUGGAGCUGCUACGCAAGGCCCUCAAGGAGCUGUGUCCCAGCUCCGACACAAACCUGGUGAAGUCCCUCAUGAACCUGAUGGACUGUAACAUGGACGAGUUCCAGGACCAGACCAAGAUCAAGACCCUGAGCAACGAGGAGACCUGCAGCUGGCUGGAGGGGAUCUUCAUCUUCAGCCUGGUCUGGUCUAUCGGUGCGAGCUGUGACGACUCCAGCAGACAGAAGUUUGACCUGGUUCUGAGGGAGCUUCUGAAGGGGCCUCUGACUCCACUGCUCAGGAGCAAAUAUGGACUUUUCACCGUCACCAAAGUGUCAAGAGCGCUGUUCGUGCCGCUGCCUGAAGAGGGCAGUGUGUACCAGUACUGCUUCAUCAAACAGGGCAUGGGGCAAUGGCAGCUGUGGACAGACGAGCUGAAAUCUUCACCCCCCAUCAGCAAGGACAGUGAGUUCAACGAGAUCAUUGUCCCCACAGAGAACACGGUCCGAUACACGGCUCUGAUGAAGCUGCUCAUCACCCACCACAAGCCCACCUGCUUCAUCGGCCCCACAGGCACCGGCAAGAGCGUGUACGUCACGGACUUCCUGCUGACCUCGCUGCAGAAGGACCAGUACAGUCCUCUGUUCCUGAACUUCUCGGCUCAGACCACAGCGGCUCAGACUCAGAACAUCAUCAUGUCCAAACUCGACAAGCGCCGCAAGGGAGUGUUCGGGCCCCCUUUAGGCAGGAACAUGGUGGUGUUUGUGGAUGAUGUGAACAUGCCGGCCAGAGAAGUGUACGGGGCUCAGCCUCCUGUGGAGCUGCUGAGGCAGUGGUUAGAUCACUGGAACUGGUACGACCUGAAGGACUGCUCCAUCAUACAACUGGUGGACAUGCAGAUCAUCUGUGCCAUGGGGCCUCCUGGUGGCGGCCGUAACCCGGUGACCCCUCGUUUCCUGCGUCACUUUAACACCGUCACCAUCAACGAGUUUGACGACAAAACCAUGUUCACCAUCUUCUCCAGGAUCAUCCACUGGCACUUCUCCAUACGGUUCUCGUUCCCCAGUGAGUUCAGUGCUCUGACCUCAGCCCUGGUCCACAGCACCAUGUCUGUGUAUCAGGAGGCCACCAAGAACCUGCUGCCCACUCCCGCCAAGUCCCACUAUCUGUUCAACCUGAGAGACAUGUCUCGGGUGGUGCAGGGCGUGUGUCUGUCCAGACCAGAGACCAGCGAGGAUCCAGAGGCCGUCAAGCGCCUCUGGGUGCACGAGGUCCUGCGUGUGUACUACGACCGUCUGGUCCAGGACUCGGAUCGCUCGUGGCUCGUGUCUCAUCUCCAGCAAGUGUGUGCGACUCAGUUGAAGAGCGACUUCCACAGACUCUUCCAACACCUGGACCAGGAUCAAGACGGGACCGUGACGGAGGACGACCUGCGCAGCCUCAUGUUCUGUGACUUCAGCGACGCCAAAGGGGACGACCGGAGUUACCGCGAGGUCUUUGACCUGGAGCGGCUGCGGCAGGUGGCGGAGGGGCAUCUGGAGGAGUAUAACACUGUGAGUAAAGCACCCAUGACCCUGGUGCUGUUCCGGUUCGCCAUCGAGCAUGUGUGCCGCAUCUCCCGCCUCCUGAAGCAGCCCAGUGGACACGCCCUGCUGGUGGGAGUGGGGGGCAGUGGGAGGCAGUCACUCACCCGCCUGGCAGCCUAUAUGGCCCAGGCCGAGCUGUUCCAGGUAGAGAUCUCAAAGACAUACGGCAUGACGGAGUGGAGGGACGACCUGAAGCUGAUCAUGAGGAAGUCCACUCAGGGAGAAGCUCACGGAGUCUUCCUCUUCACCGACACACAGAUCAAGAUGGAGUCUUUCCUGGAGGACAUCGGCAACUUGCUCAACACCGGAGAGGUGCCGAACCUGUUUGCGGUGGAUGAGAAGCAGGAGAUCUGUGAGCGAAUGCGAAUGUUGGAUCGACAGAGAGGCCGCGACAAACAGACGGACGGCAGCGCUCUCUCACUCUUCAACAUGUUCUUAGAGCGAUGUAAGACUCAGCUCCACGUGGUGCUGGCCAUGAGCCCCAUCGGAGAGGCCUUCAGAGACCGACUCAGGAGGUUCCCCGCUCUCAUCAACUGCUGCACCAUCGACUGGUUCCAGAGCUGGCCGGAGGAUGCUCUCCAGGCCGUGGCCAGCAGGUUCCUGGAGGAGGUGGAGAUGUCAGAGGAGACCAGAGCAGGAUGUAUUCACAUGUGUAAGAGCUUCCACACCUCCACCAUCUCGCUCUCCCUCAGAUUUUACUCACAGCUCCAGAGACACAACUACGUCACACCCACCUCCUACCUGGAGCUUAUCUCCACCUUCAAGAGCCUGCUGCAGUCCAAGAGAGCAGACGUGAUGACCCUGAAGCGGAGGUACGAGGUGGGUCUGGAGAAGCUGGAGUCCGCUGCCUCCCAGGUGGCUCUGAUGCAGGUACAGUUAGAAGCUCUGCAGCCGGAGCUCCGUGAGGCCAGCAUCAAAGUGGACCAAAUGAUGAAGGUGAUCGAGCACGAGUCUGCAGAGGUGGCUCAGACCGAGAAGGUGGUGAAGGUGGACGAGGCUAUCGCUAACAAGCAGGCCAUGGCGGCUAAAGCCAUCAAAGACGAGUGUGACGCAGACCUGGCUGUAGCAAUGCCCAUCCUGAAGUCUGCCCUGGAGGCUCUCGACACACUGACCAAUCAGGACAUCACGGUGGUGAAGUCCAUGAAGAGCCCGCCUCCUGCAGUGAAGCUGGUGAUGGAGGCCAUCUGUAUCCUGAAGGGCAUCAAACCGGACCGUAUCCCAGACCCGUCCGGCACCGGGAAGAAGGUGGAGGACUUCUGGGGUCCGGCCAAGAAGCUUCUGGGAGACAUGAAGUUCCUCCAGAGCCUCCACGAGUACGACAAGGACCACAUCCCGCCACAGUUCAUGAGCGUCAUCCGCAACAAGUACAUCACCAACCCCGACUUUGUCCCAGAGAAGAUCCGCACUGCGUCUACUGCGGCAGAGGGCAUGUGCAAGUGGGUCUGCGCCAUGGACAAGUACGACAAAGUGGCGAAGGUAGUUGCCCCUAAGAAGGAGAAGCUGGCUCAGGCGGAGGGAGAGCUGAGUGUGGCCAUGGAGGGACUGCAGCGGAAACAGGCGGCUCUCAAAGAAGUGCAGGACAAACUCUCCAUCCUGCAAGACACUCUGGAGUCCAACAAGAACCAGAAAGAGGACCUCCAGAACCAGGUGGAGCAGUGCAGUAAGAAGCUGGAGCGAGCGGAGCAGCUGAUUGGAGGACUAGGAGGAGAGAAGAGUCGCUGGAGUGAGAUGGCUGUGACUCUGGGAGAGCUGUACCAGAACCUGACGGGAGACAUCCUGAUCUCUGCGGGAGUCGUGGCUUAUCUGGGGGCUUUCACCUCCUCCUUCAGACAGGAGCAGACCCAGGAGUGGAUGUCUCUGUGUAAGUCCAGCUCCAUCCCCUGCUCCUCCAACAUGUCCCUGAUGAACUGCCUGGGAGACCCCGUGAAGAUCCGAGCAUGGACCAUUGCUGGACUCCCUUCAGACAGUUUCUCCAUCGACAACGGCAUCAUGAUCUCCUUUAAUGAUGACGAUCUGACCUCUCUCCUGGACAGUAACGCUCGCCGCUGGCCCCUGAUGAUCGACCCUCAGGGACAGGCCAAUAAGUGGGUGAAGAACAUGGAGAAGGCCAACAGUCUGCACAUCAUCAAACUCACCGACUCUGACUUUGUCAGGACUCUGGAGAACUGUAUCCAGUUCGGGACUCCAGUUCUCCUGGAGAACGUGGGCGAGGAGCUGGACCCCAUCCUGGAGCCGCUGCUGCUCAGACAGACCUUCAAACAGGCAGGAGCUCUGUGCCUGCGGCUCGGAGACUCCACCAUCGAGUACAACCCCGACUUCAGGUUCUACAUCACCACCAAGCUGAGGAACCCCCACUACCUGCCCGAGACCUCAGUGAAGGUGACGCUGCUGAACUUCAUGAUCACUCCUGAGGGCAUCCAGGACCAGCUGCUGGGCAUCGUGGUGGCCCGAGAGAGACCCGACCUGGAGGAGGAGAAGCAGGAGCUGAUCCUCCAGGGAGCAGAGAACAAGAGGCAGCUGAAGGAGAUCGAGGAUAAGAUCUUGCAGGUUCUGUCUUCAUCUGAGGGGAACAUUCUGGAGGAUGAGACGGCCGUGAAGAUCCUGUCCAGCUCUAAAGUUCUGGCCAACGAGAUCUCGGACAAACAGCGCGUGGCCGAGAUCACGGAGCAGAAGAUCGACUCCACACGAGCCGAGUACAGUCCCAUCGCGCUGCACUCCGCCAUCUUGUUCUUCUCCAUCGCUGACCUGGCCAACAUCGAACCCAUGUACCAGUAUUCACUCAGCUGGUUCAUCAACCUGUUCAUCAACUCCAUCGACAACUCAGAGAGGAGCACAGACCUGACCAAGAGGCUGCAGAUCCUGAAGGACCACUUCACUUACUCCUUGUACCUGAACGUGUGUCGCUCACUGUUUGAAAAGGACAAACUCCUGUUCUCCUUCGGCCUCAGUGUGAAUCUGCUGAUGCACAAGAAAGAGGUGGAUGAGUCUGAGUGGCGCUUCCUGCUCACGGGGGGAGUGGGGCUGGAGAACCCUCACUCUAACCCCUGCACCUGGCUCCCAAAGAAGUCCUGGGACGAGAUCUGCCGUCUGUCCGACCUGGAGACCUACAGGGGACUGAGGCAGGACCUGCUCCGACUGCGGGCCGAGUGGAAGACCGUGUACGACAGCUCAAGUCCUCAUCAGACUCCGUUCCCUGACGACUGGCAGAACAAACUCAGUCACUUCCAGCGGAUGUUAGUGAUCCGCUGCCUGCGCCCCGACAAGGUGGUCCCCAUGGUGCAGGAGUUUGUGUCUCUCUCUCUGGGACGUCCGUUCAUUGAGACUCCUCCCUUUAAUCUGUCUUUGGCCUUUGGGGACAGUCACUGCUGCGCGCCGCUCAUCUUCAUCCUCUCCCCGGGAUCCGACCCCAUGGCGGCGCUGCUCAAGUUCGGAGACGAGAUGGGGUUCACCGGGACCAAGCUGACCUCUCUGUCUCUGGGACAAGGCCAGGGUCCCAUCGCCAUGGAGAUGAUCACCUCAGGACUCAGGAACGGGACCUGGGUCGUCCUGCAGAACUGUCACCUCGCCACGUCCUGGAUGAGCAAACUGGAGCGAGUGUGUGAGACCUCUCUCUCUGUACAGGAGUUGACCCCAGACUCCACUCACCCAGACUUCCGGCUGUGGCUGACCAGUUACCCGUCGUCCACGUUCCCAGUGUCUGUGCUUCAGAACGGGGUGAAGAUGACCAACGAGGCGCCCAAGGGUCUGAGGGCCAACAUCGCUCGCUCCUUCCUCAUGGACCCCAUCUCUGACCCAGACUUCUUCGACGGCUCCUGUAAACCGGCCGUGUUUAAGAAGCUGCUGUACGGCCUGUGCUUCUUCCACGCUCUGGCUCAGGAGAGGAGGAAGUUUGGACCUUUGGGCUGGAACAUUCCGUACGAGUUCAACGAGACCGACCUGCGCAUCUCUGUGCAACAGCUGCACAUGUUCUUAGAGCAGUACCAGGAGGUUCCGUUUGACGCUCUCCGGUACCUGACUGGAGAAUGCAACUACGGCGGCCGAGUCACAGACGACUGGGACAGACGGACUCUGAGGACCAUCCUGUCCAUCUUCUACUGCCCUCCCAUCGUCUUGGAGCCGAGCUACUGCUUUGACCCCAGCGGACUGUACUACGCUCCAGCAGAGGGCGCUUACAACAGUUAUAUCGACUACACCAAAGCGCUGCCUCUGAAUCCGUCUCCAGAGAUAUUUGGGAUGAACGCCAACGCAGACAUCACCAAAGACCAGGCCGAGACUCAGCUGCUGUUCGACUCCAUCCUGCUCACACAGUCCCGUGCCUCUGGGGGAGACGGUCAGUCGUCUGAUGAGCUGGUGCUGGACGUGGCGGCGGACGUUCUGAGUAAACUUCCCUCAGACUUCGACCUUGAGGCCGCCAUGAGGUCGUUCCCCACGAGCUACAACCAGAGCAUGAACACGGUCCUGGUGCAGGAGAUGGGACGCUUCAACCAUCUGCUGAGGACCAUCAGGAGCAGCUGUGGGGACAUCCAGAGAGCCAUCAAGGGCCUGGUGGUGAUGUCUGCAGAGCUGGAGGAGGUGGUCCACAGUGUCCUGAACGGUCGGAUUCCUGUCAUGUGGAAGAAGAAGUCGUACCCAAGCCUCAAGCCUCUGGGGAGCUACGUGUCUGACUUCCUGGAGCGUCUCAAGUUCCUCCAGGACUGGUUUGAGGAGGGCACUCCUGCAGUCUUCUGGAUCUCUGGCUUCUUCUUCACUCAGGCGUUCCUCACAGGUUCUCAGCAGAACUUUGCUCGUAAACACACGGUUCCCAUCGACCUCUUGGGCUUCGACUUCGAGGUUCUGGACGACAAACAGUACAACAAGGGUCCGGACGACGGCGUCUACAUCCGCGGCCUGUUCCUGGACGGCGCGCGCUGGGACAGAAAGACCAAACUCUUGGCUGAGUCUUUCCCCAAACAGCUGCACGACACCAUGCCCCCGGUGAGUCUGUGCAGCCGUGUUUUUAGACCCGUGUCGACACGAGCUGCAGUGGGGAAGAUGUGGCUAAAACCCUGUAAGCGUGAGGACAUUCCUGAGCGUCUCUCGUACCUUUCUCCCGUCUACAAAACGAGUGAACGCAGAGGAACGCUGUCCACCACCGGUCACUCCACCAACUACGUGAUCGCCAUGACGAUAAACACCGCUGUCCAACCAGAGCACUGGAUACUGAGAGGUGUGGCCCUGCUGUGCCAGCUCAGCUCAUAG
Molecule: messenger RNA, 7182 nt
Organism: Knipowitschia caucasica
Lineage: Eukaryota; Metazoa; Chordata; Actinopteri; Gobiiformes; Gobiidae
Source: the annotation of a GenBank genome assembly